AUCAAUCGGUGAUAUUUACUGUCGCCAUGACGAGCGACAAUCGGCCCCCAACCCUGGCUGCCUUUCUAGUGGGAGAUUCUAUAAGAUUCAUUCCAAAUCCAUGGCCAAGAGAUAAGUUCAAGGAGGCCCUUGUCGACACUCUCGAGGCUUUUGGAGAGCCCUGGGUGAUAUGCGAAUGUACACAACAUGGACAAGACUGGCUCACUGUCACUAAAAUUGCCAUGGAGUCCAGACGUGAAUACAUUACAAUGGUAUGCAGCAAACCAAGAAGUUCCAAUCCAAAUGGAGAUACAAGGCCUCAAGACGUCCAUUCUAUUUUGUUGGAAAAGGCAAAAGCUGAAGACAUCAAUGAAACAUUUUGCUUGAUAGGAAUCACAGAAGAAAAAUGUCUGACUGUGUUGUCAAAUGAAAGAGGCUUACCAGACCAGUUUAAUCAGUUGUCUGAUGAAGUGAAGAAGAUAGGUUUUCAUGGAGUACAUGACACAAUGUUGUUCUUAGAGGAGAAGAUAUCGAAAACAAUGGUGACGUCACUGAAAUUAAAUGAAAACGCAGGCAGAGAAUUUAAAAUGAAAAUACCAACACUUGUCAUCGUGGUGGAGGGCGACCUUGCCACAAUCAGACAUGUGGCUGAAGCUGUUCAGAAAGACAUUCCUGUUCUAUUGGUACGUGGAUCGGGCAUGGCAGCUGACCUGAUUGGAUACUGCCUGAAAGAGGAAGACGCCCUAGAAACUCGUGCACCAUUGCUGUUUGGAAUAUGUUUCUCAAAACAAGACUUCGAAUUGCUGGAUACAAAUAUAAAGACUAUUAUAAAACAUAAAAGCAAGGUCACUGAAUUCAACAUUUUGACUGAUAGUGUGACGUCAUUGAAGGACAAAGUAACCGAAAGCGUCAUUCGGGUCUGGGCCCUGGCUCAUGUUAAAGGAGAGGAUACGGCCGCCGACUUCGGGUACAAUCCAACAAAUCCUACUGCUGAUGUCGAUGUUGCCAAUGUCCCAGUACCCGCAACGUAUAUCGGUGGACACAAUCAACACAUGCCGACCAAGUCAAUAUCCGAACACGCUGUUCGCCUUAAAUCCAGUGGACCACAUUCAUCGCCAUCUUCAUCAUCAGAUAUCAAAAGAGAAAUGAAGCCGUCACCAGUUGCACGCUACAUGCUCUACCAGAUAAUUCAGACUAAAAACCCAUUUUUUGCUGUAGCCGAUGAUAACGGACUUGGGAAAAGUCUCUUUGUAUAUGCGCUCAAAGAAGACCUGAGCGAUAUAACGGAGCUACUCAUUGACAAGGGAAUCACACUUGAAUGGGAGGAGGCUAAAAGAAACAAAAAUAGCAAGUCUCUCUAUGAAGAUGGGAAGUCUCUAUAUAUAGAGAUGCUCAACGAACAAGAGAGAUGUACGAAAAAACAGGCGAGUGCGUGUAUUGCAGAUAUUAUACAGGUACGUAAUGUCUAUAUUAUUUUACAGCUUAAAAAAACCCAUAUCUUUUCAAAAAAAAAAGAUGCAUGGAAGGUCGGCUGCAGGAUGAUAUCCUACGAAAUCGGCACCGAGCCAGAAUCCAAGGAGACUAACAUCAUGACGCCAUCUGAUUUACUCUUGUGGGCAGUCUUGACCAACAAUAUGAAGAUGGCGGAGAUAUUUUGGAAGCGUUCCCACGAGCCUAUCCUCACAGCUCUCGUUGCGUGUGCUAUACUAAAGAAGAUGUCAAGGAAAGCACAUCAUUUAAAGGAAAGGGAAAUCGAAGACAAAAUGCUGUUACACUCACGGGUGUUUUGUCAGCGAGCCAUCGAUGUCACUCAAAGGUUUUACGAAGCAAACGAGCAAGAAGCUAUCUUUACGUUAGAACUAGAAAACAAGAAGUCUGUGUGGGGUAUUCGGGACAACGCCCUUGAAUUUUCCCAAACACACAACAUUUUUGCUUUUGCUGCUCAUCACGUUCCUCAAAGAAGCUUUGACAGGAUAUUCUAUGGCGGGGAUUUCCUCCAUCAUCGUGAUUUACAAAAGGAUGAGCAUAAGAAGUUGGAUACCUGUUGGAAGUUUCGGUAUCCUCAUACGGCAGCAUUGUUAGCUACUUUAGUGUGCGCUCCGAUUUCGAAAUUCACUAUCCACUAUAUUUUCUUUAGCUUAUUCCUGGUAUGCCUAAGUGCAUUUGUCAUGACGAACAUCACGUCUGAAAAAUGGCCCAUUGACGAAAAGUCAAUUUAUGAGUAUUGCACGUACAUCUGGCUGUUUGCCGACAUAGUGGAAGAAUAUGGUCCUCCGACAGUCUACACAAUCAAGGAACGCUUGCAUUCGUCACAAUGGAAACGAAGAGCUUGGAAUCAUAUGAACAAUUUUUGGAACGCCAUGGACUUUCUAUCCUACGUAGUUCUGAUCACAGCGAUUUGUGUUCGAUUCCUUCACGAAACUACAGAUUUCGGAAUAUCCAGACGAUUUUACUCCAUUGGUUUAUUCCUCAUGUACAUGCGGUUUCUCCAUGUUUUGCUGAUAAAUAGGAGAAUCGGCCCAACAGUUAUCAUGUUGAAGGAGGGGCUGAAAGAGUUGAUGCGAUUUGUUGUGAUCAUGGCUGUAUUUAUCAUCAGUGCUGGAGUGUUCUACCAUGCCAAUCUGUAUCCGAACCACUACGACAUGUUCUCGACUUUUGGUGUUCGGUAUUGGAGUGUUUGGAAAAGUCAUAUACUUCCCGUACUGGUCGAUAUAUGGCGAGUUCAAAGUGGCGACUCCACGGGUAAUUGCAGUUGCAGUCAAACUGUGUACAUGAAUGACCCGGAAGUGGAGAGGUGUCCUGAAAAAGACUGGAUGGUUUCCCUUAUGUCUGGAUUCUUCGUCCUGAUACUUAACCUGUUACUGGUGAAUCUAAUCAUUGCUAUGUUUAGUUUUCGAUUUGAAGAAAUACAUAAAAACUCAGACCAGUUGUGGCGGUUCCACAGGAGCCAAGUGAUCUUGGAGUUCCGGAAGAGACUCCCUGUACCAUUUAACUUGCUGUUUCGACCGUUUGUGUCUGCCUGUUCAUUGAUAAAAUGUGGAGACGAAGACAGAAAGAAUGACGAAGAUUUGAGAGAUGAACUAGACACAAAACAACAGAUAUUGGCACGUCGAACGAUAUUAUCGGAAAGUGCCGCUCAGGUGUACUUCGACAAAUAAAGGGACCAGAAAGAUUGGGCCGAUUGUACAGGAAUAGAAAGGUUUUAGAGCAACUUUUGAGAUUUAGGGAUUAGGUCACAGGCCGUAAUAAAACAAGACUUUCUGAUGUAUUCAUGGACAUUAGAUCACAUACCAUUCAAUCAAUCAAUCGAAAAAGAGACGCUUUCAAAAUAAGAAAUAUUUAAAUAUAUCUUGUCGUUUAAACGUUCUUAUGGUGUGGUUCUUCAUUGCAUGUAUCUGUAAUACUAUUUUUAAUUUACAUGUAUUGUUUUUAUCAAAUUAUAGACAGGGUAGAAAUAUUGUACUUCGGUGUGUUAAUAUCUAAUAUGUAUACAAGUGUAAUCAUUUGACACAGUCGAAUGAACUCGUAGGAUACGUCACUACUUUUUUUCAGAUUACCCCUUUAAUCAAGUGUGAAUUGUGAUUUAUCCUUCUCAAAGGAGAUAAAAACUAACCUAUUAAUAUGUGUAUUUAAGACUAUCAUCCGGACUUCGUGUGAGAGAAACCACAUGUAUAUAUGUUUAUGUGUAGAUUUAAAUGUGUUACUUUUGUUGAUAUACUUGUGUACUGUAACUAUAGGUCAUUAUCGUCCUUGUUACCUGUAUAAUGAUAUAAAACUUCUGACUGUCUAAUGUAUUGUCAAAAAUAGUUUGUUCUUCCACUGUUACCUGUAUAAUAAUAUGAAAAUUAAAUUUAUAUUGAGAAUCUAUCUUAAGAAUGCGUUUAGGAAAGUUUAAUGAUCCGUUUGAAUUUGCUGUAAUGUUGUGACAUGUUAACCACAGUGUGUUGUGUGUAUAACCACAGUGUGUUGUGUGUAUAACCACAGUGUGUUGUGUGUAUAACCAC
Molecule: messenger RNA, 3983 nt
Organism: Pecten maximus
Lineage: Eukaryota; Metazoa; Mollusca; Bivalvia; Pectinida; Pectinidae
Product: transient receptor potential cation channel subfamily M member 6-like
Exons: 22
Coding region: 27-3137 (1036 amino acids)
Biological process (GO): calcium ion transmembrane transport
Cellular component (GO): membrane
Molecular function (GO): ligand-gated calcium channel activity
Source: RefSeq, a predicted model, not a curated record